Messenger RNA from Scheffersomyces stipitis CBS 6054, 1110 nucleotides. RefSeq lists its product as uncharacterized. The record is from RefSeq and is a predicted model, not a curated record. The transcript has a single exon. Bases 1 to 1110 code for a protein of 369 amino acids. NCBI's taxonomy places the organism in Eukaryota, Fungi, Ascomycota, Pichiomycetes, Serinales, Debaryomycetaceae.
AUGGUAGACAGCCAAAGUUUAACCGUCGGACUAGCAGUGGGCAUCCCCUCGUUCGUUAUCAUCUCCGUGGUGCUCCUCUUGUGGUUACGUAAUCAGCGCAAACAAAAGAAGGAAGACUCUGUCAACGACGACAUCGACAUGGACCUCAGAGACGACCAGUCCUUCAACCAGUUCCAAGAAGAACUACAUCGGCCUUACGCAAAAGGGAAAGCCGAACUAAACAUAAACACAUACAGCGACCCCAAUAAGUCGUCAUCAACAACGCAGGGUGAAUCCUCUACAGAAAAACCCUACAUCUCCUCGCAUGGAUCUACAUCAUCCAGCAACAUAAUUGACCAGCCCCACGUCUAUGCGACUCCACCACGUCCUAAAUACAGUAAUGCUAACAACGGCACUAAUAACGUAAACAAUAACAACAUCAACAACUUAAACAACAACUUAAACAACAACAUCAAUAAUACUAAUAAUAUUCAUCUGAAAUCUCCUUCGGCGUACGAUUUCUACGAGACCUUUAUUCCUAUAUUACCAGGAGGAGGUAGUCCCUCCACUAACAACGGCAACACAGCGCACCAUUCCAAUGCGAACAGCGUCCACGAGGCUCACAGUAACGGUAAUUUGCAAAGCCAACUCCAGCAGCCUCCUCAUAUUCACGAUGUUGCGUCUACAAACAACAGCUCUAACGAUAGUUUGAACGGCAACGAUAGAUCGUCUCUAGAUAAUUUGGCUAAACAGUUAACAAGCCCCGUCUUCUUUGAAAAGUUGCCCUCGCGUGCCACCACGGUAGCGUUGAAACCUCGUUUCCCCAACAUGCAAUCGAACAACUCUUCUAGUGAAGGCUUGAACAAUAGAUUGAUCGGCGACACUACUGCUCUCAAUGACAACUUCAUCUACGAAGCACCUACAGUGGAUGUGAAAAAGACAGAGUUGCAGGCCAAAGAUUUCCAGCGCAGUCAUCUUUCACGUGAACAAACAGUGAAGUCUCAUGAAGACGAUGUUUCGUCUAUACUGGCCAGUCACGCUGAAGACGUCGAUUCUUUGGUGGAGCCUGAUGUGUCGAGGUCUUCGAAUGACGACGAAUUCGUUUCGGAUAUCGACACUACCGCCAGUUGA